AGAAGUUGAACGAUGCUGGCUGUGAUCCGGCUGAUCUUCAUCAUCAUCAUCAUCAGUGCAGAGAAGAUCUUCCACAGCAGAGAUCACAGUGAUGUCGACAUCAACAUCCAUCAGGCAGAACUCAUCACUGAUACUGACAACGCAGAGCGCUUUCUGUCCAAGUAUGGAUUCAUGAGAGCAGGAGACAGUGAGACAGACGUCGACCUCUCUCGGGACCUUCAGGAGGGAAGAACCGUGUCCCGAUCCAGCAGCACUGAACAGAACCAGCAGCAGGAGUUCAUCACGGCUCUCCAAGACUUCCAGAGAGUGACCGGUUUACCUGUCACAGGUGUGUUUGACGACGCCACCAAAGCCGCCAUGAAUAAACCCAGAUGUGGCUUUUCGGACCAGGAUGAAGAAAUGGAAGAGCUGAACGACACCGCCGAGUCCAACAGCACCAACGAUACCACAACAUCCAAUAAUCCUCCAGCUCCUGUGCGCAGUCUCGCAGCAGUUUUAAAGACCAGGAGGAAGAGGAACGUGAGCGAGGGGACGGGUCACAUGGCGUUCUCCAAAGCUCUUCUGAAGUGGCGACUGAUCGGUGAAGGUUACAGCAGUCAGCUGUCCAUCGAUGAGCAGAAGUACAUCUUCAAACUGGCCUUCCGCAUGUGGAGUGAAGUCUCACCGCUGGAGUUUGUGGAGGAUCUGCACUCGCCUCUAGAGGAGAUUGACAUCAGACUGGGCUUUGGAACAGGGAGACACCUGGGCUGCUCGCAGCGGUUUGACGGCGCGGGUCGUGAGUUUGCUCACGCGUGGUUCCUGGGAGACAUUCACUUCGACGAUGAUGAACAUUUCACCGUCCCAAACACAGGCAGCGGGAUCAGUCUGCUCAAGGUAGCGGUUCAUGAGAUCGGUCAUGUUUUAGGACUCCCUCACAUCUACCGGUCCGGCUCUAUCAUGCAGCCCAGUUACCUGCCACAGGAAGCUGGAUUUGAGAUCGACUGGCUGGACAGGAAAUCCAUUCAGAACCUUUAUGGUGUGUGCGGUCGCUUCAGUACUGUGUUUGAUUGGGUCAGAAAGGAGCAGACGGCGUACGGUGAGGUUGUGGUGCGUUUUAACACAUACUUCAUGCGGGACGGCUGGUACUGGCUUUAUGAGAACCGCAAUAACAGAACGCUGAUGGGCGAUCCGGUCGCGGUGCAGGUGGGGUGGCACGGGCUGCCCGCUGGUGGAGUGGAUGCUUACGUUCAUGUGUGGAACCGCAAAACAGACGCCAUGUACUUCUUUAAAGGUGUGCAGUACUGGCGUUAUGACAGCGAGAACGAUCAGGUGUUCACGCGGGACUCAGACGGACGCUCGUACCCGCGUCUGAUCUCUGAUGACUUCCCGGGCGUGUCUGGACCGCUGGACACUGCGUACUACGACAGGAGAGAUGCUCAUAUCUACUUCUUUAAAGGCACACAGGUGUUUAGAUUCGAUGUACGAAUGAACCGUUUGGCUUCAUCAUCACCACAAACAAUCUCAGAGGCGUUUCCUGCCGUUGCCCCUGGUAACCACCCCGUCGGUCACCUGGACGUGGCGUACUUCUCCUACACACACAACGCGGUGUUCUUGUUGAAGGGGGCGUGGUUCUGGCGUGUAUUGAGCGGAAGAGACCGUCGGUGGAAUCCGUCACUGCCGCUGAACGGACUGAUGCCGCACAGAGACGUGCAGAUGCAGUGGUUCGACAUCUGUGACGUGCACAGCAGCGCUCUGAGGACCGGCCGCAGGUGACGCGCCUCACGGGAGGGUCAGAUCAGUGACAUCACUCAGUGUGUGACAUCAGGAGCUUUGGUGAUUGUUGUUGUCAUGGGGAAAUUGCAAUGAAAUGUGUGUGAGGUGCCUGAUCCAGAUGUGUCUUUGAUGUUUUGUGCUUUUAUAUUUAUAUGACAAAAUGACAAAAACAUUUAUUUAUAUUGUUUGCUACAAUCUCAGAAUUUUGACUUUUAAUGUCAUAAAUAUUAUAAACUAUCUCACAAUAUUUACUUUAUAUUGUGACUUUUU
This is a messenger RNA of Xyrauchen texanus (razorback sucker), 2022 nucleotides long. It is a transcript of the gene mmp21, whose product is annotated as matrix metallopeptidase 21. Gene Ontology annotation, molecular function: metalloendopeptidase activity; zinc ion binding. Gene Ontology annotation, cellular component: extracellular matrix. The record is from RefSeq and is a predicted model, not a curated record. Gene Ontology annotation, biological process: collagen catabolic process; extracellular matrix organization; proteolysis. Lineage: Eukaryota; Metazoa; Chordata; Actinopteri; Cypriniformes; Catostomidae.